UAUUCUCUAGAGGAUUUUAAAGAGGCUAGGAAAAACCUAAUUUAAAAAAUAGGAAACGAUGAGAAGAAGAUUAUAAAAUUUUUGAUAUUUUUAGAUAAACUUACAGCAUUUGAUGAAUAAUUUAUUUAAUGUGGACCAAAUUCACUUGGUUUGUUGGUUGAAAUGAAGGUCGAUCUGAGAGGAUAGUGCUUUAGUAGUAUUAGUAUAUAAGAUACUUUAUUGUAGAAGUUAAUUUUGCGAGAUGCAAUUUGAGUUAGUCCAAAUUCGUAAAUGUAAAUAUAAGCGGAAUUAAUUUAAAUUAAGCCUAGUUAAUUGAUUGUAAAUGGAGGAACUUAAAAAUACAUGAAUUAAAUAAAUUAUAUGGCCAUAAAAAAAGCAUUCAAUCAGCUUCUCUCCUGUGGCAAGAUUUUAGCUUCUGCCAGUGAUGAUAAAUCUAUUAUUUUAUGGGAUGUUAAAACAGUAUAAUGAA
Molecule: messenger RNA, 469 nt
Organism: Paramecium octaurelia
Lineage: Eukaryota; Ciliophora; Oligohymenophorea; Peniculida; Parameciidae
Source: the annotation of a GenBank genome assembly